GUUUGGUCCUCCUAACUAAAACUAAUGCGGUUUAAUAACAGCCCUGACAUAAACCCCACCGUCUGAAGUUAAAGAGGAAUAAAGUAAGGAUUAAAAAUGAACUAAAAUUAAACAGAAUUAACAGAAACAUAAAGAAGUACAAUGUAAUAAAUUUGGCAUAAUAAUAGACAGUGGCAAAUGCAAAAGUUUCAAGCCUCAAUAAAAAAGAAGUUUUCAGGAAGUUUGUGUCAGAUACAUGGAGCAUGGAAACUGAACACUGCUUCUCUAUGUUUUGUUUUGGGAAAGCUGUUCCAGAUGGCCUAAGAGGUCUGAAGAGUUCAUAACAUAGCAUCAGAUCAAAAACGUAUUCUGCCCCUGAAGUGACGUGUCUCACUUUCAGACUUCUGGCUGGGUUUAUGGUCUGUACCAUUAGAGAUACAAGGACAUGUAACAUUAAAAACUUCAUGAAGGUAGAAUUAAUUUCGGGGCUUCUCUGAUGACUGAGACUACAUCAGCUUUAGUGGUCUAAUAAAUUGGGUGUAUAUUUCCCCUCCAAAUAAUGUGUGUACAAGUGAAAAGCAGCUGCAACAAAUGGGAUGCUGUUACUGUGCAUGCUUCACAAAAUGCAGCAAUAUUAUAAUAUUAUCUCAUUUAUUCCUCUUACGUCAUUAAGAAUAACUGGGGCUGCUACACUACUUAAUUAGGCAUUCAUAAUACACCUGUUCUACAUAUAAACACAGGCCUGCACGAGGGGAAACGGGCUGUUUUCCCAAAGGAAAAUAAAGCUGAGUGAACGACUGACAAGAACUAGCAAGACAACGUAUAACGUUAGCGGUACAUUCCUCGCUAGAGAUGUAAGGUGUGAAUGGGCCUAAAAGAACUAAAACAUCAUCUUUGAAAGAUUAGGCAGCGCUGCAGUAGGGCAAACUUGACUCCUCACUCCCACGUUCUAAUGAGGCCACGGCAAUGCUGACAUCUCCUCUGCAUCCAGAGACAACAUCAUGCUGAAGACGGAGGCCUCGGGGGAGAGGACCAGCCUCCGGAGUGCCUCCCCCCACCGUAAUGCUUACCGGGCUGAGUUUCAGGCACUCAAGAAGGCCUUUGACCAGCCUCAGAUCGAUGGAGACUCAAAGCCCAAAGACCUUGAGCGGAAACAACCAAGGGGUCGUCAGUAUGGCAGCCAUGUCAGCCGCAUUAAGGACAUGUUCAUGCAGAUGGGCUCGGAAAAUUCAGCAUCUAAGACAAGGGGUCGAGAAGAUUCUUCGCCACAAAAGCUGGUCAAGCCCACCAACUUCAUCAACAAGGCUGAUGGCUCAGUGAUCAAACUCCAGCAUUCCUCGUCAGCUGAAAGGGUUGGAGGCGCUGGAGCAAAGUUCUCUGAAACCAGGAAGCUGUUUGAGCAGCAGUCACGUGACCAGUCCCAAUCACCAGUCUUUCCCUACGGACGUGAUAAAAGAGGUUCCCAUGAGCACCUUGAUGACUGGCGAGGGGCCAGGUCCAAUCGAGGCAGUACGGACUCCUUGGACUCGCUUUGCUCCAGAACAGAGGCAUCCUCACCGACUGUCAGUCAGCUCAGUGCUGUUUUUGAAAAUGCUGACCACCACAACCAGGGUGUGUCCUACAGAGGAGUCAGUAGGCGAGCCCUCUACUCACCAGACGGAUUCCACCGCCAUGGAGGUGAUGUCAGUGAGGAUGAUUCACGACAGUCUCCUGUUUGUGGAAACUACCGGAGCAGGAUAGGGGGAAAGGUUCCCACAUCUUCGUCCUCUGAGGACCUCUUGAGCCCCAGUCCCGGGGAAGAGACAGCGGGGGUGAAACCAGUUCCACAAGAGGAGGAAGCCGAAGACAAAGCAGACAACGUUGAGACGAUGGGCGGAGAUCGACGGCACCUUUCUGGGGCUACCACCAAUGGAAGCCAUCUCAAUGGUUCUUGUGAAGAAGAGGAGAAACCUUCAGAAACAAGAAAACAUGCUGAGGAUCUAGGAGUGUCCAAAACCUCAAAACCUACAGAUGAUGCCGUGAUUACCAACAAAGCUUUCGAAGAUGCCACUCCAGAGCCCCUGCCAACCCCAACUACACCAGCUGAAAGCCAGGAAGAUGGAGGUGGUUCAAGAGAAGACAAGCCCCAUGAAUCUCCCAAUGACCAGGUGGAGGAACCCGAUGAGGAAUACACUGGGAAUGAGCGUGUGGUUUUUAACGCAGACGGGGACGCCUGUUACCAGGGUUGGGGUGAAAGCUGCACGGAUCCUGAGGAUGACCUUUAUGGAGACGACGAGGAUAUUGUCUACGACCCGGGCUCUGAUCUGACAGAGAUUCCUGGUCUUCCAGAAGAAAACAAAGAGGACAUCCCUCCAAAGAGAAAGAUUCGCUUCAGCACUUUUCCCAUUACAGUGUUCAACACUUACUCCAAUGAGGACUAUGAUCGACGUAAUGAGGAGGUGGAUCCUGUGGCCUCCUCCGCAGAGUACGAGCUGGAGAAGAGGGUGGAGAAACUGGAGCUCUUCCCUGUGGAGCUGGAGAAAGAUGAGGAUGGUCUGGGGAUCAGUAUCAUCGGGAUGGGUGUUGGUGCUGAUGCAGGCCUAGAGAAACUGGGCAUCUUUGUCAAGACCGUCAUCGAGGGUGGAGCUGCUGAGAGAGACGACAGGAUAAAGGUGAAUGACCAGAUCGUGGAGGUGGAUGGGACCAGUCUGGUGGGCGUCACCCAGAGCUUUGCUGCCUCUGUCCUCAGGAACACAUCAGGAGUGGUUCGGUUUGUGAUUGGCCGAGAGCGUCCGGGCCAGCAGAGUGAGGUGGCCACUCUGAUCCAGCAGACCCUGGAGCAGGAGAGGCGACAGAGAGAGCUGCUGGAGCAGCAGUACGCACACUAUGAUGCUGAUGAUGACGAGCAGACAGGAGAGUACGCCACAGAUGACGAGGAAACGGGGACAACAGUGGCAGGCGGAGAGAAGAGCAUCGAGGUGUUUGACUUGCCAGAGACGGAAGACAUCUUGUCUCCCUCGGAAUUAGACGCCACUAAACUCUACCAGAAGUUUAGAGAGCUCCAGAUCAAACACACAGUGACCGAGGCCGAGAUCCAGAAGCUUAAAAACAAGUUGGCAUCAGUGGAGAGGGAGAAGCAGCGCUGGGAGAAGGAGAAGAGCCAGCUGAAGGCCAGCAUCGAGGAGAACAAGGAGAGGAUGUUGAAGCUGGAGAGCUACUGGAUCGAGGCGCAGACCCUCUGCCACACCGUCAACGAACACCUGAAGGAGGCCCAGGCCCAGUACCAGGCUCUGGAGAAGAAGUACAACAAAGCCAAGAAACUCAUCAAAGACUUCCAGCAGAAAGAGGUGGAGUUUAUCCAGAAGGAGGAUGCAGAGAGGAGGCGGCUGGAGGAGGCUGAGAAAGCUCACCUGGCUGAGAUCCAGGGGCUGCAAGUCAGGAUUGCAGCAUUAGAGUCCGAGCUAAUGCAGCUGAUGAAGCAGAACGGCAUCCAGGUCAACAACAACAACAGCAACAGUGCUGAGAGGCUCAGUGCUCAGCAACACAGCCCUGUCAGGUCUGCAGCACCAGCCAGAGACCUGAGGGAGGGCUCUCCCCACUCACCCAGCAAAAAGAAGAGUUACAGAGGAGUCACCCGUGACAGCAUCAGCUCUACAGAGGGAGAGGUAUCAGAGGGACAUCGAAGUCCAGCCCACAGUUGCUCUGGUUCGAUCCGUAGCGUGGCUUCUUGUGAUGGAGGAGCUGUGGUGCUCACGGCUCCCGGCAGUGCAGAAGGCUCCCCCAGACGAACACUGCACCCACCGUCCACCACAGGAGUCCUCCAGGAUGGUUCUCAGACCCCUGCAAUGUGGAGCCCUUCUCACAGCCUGGAAGAGCACAGACAAGCUCUGGACCCUGGGUCCUCCCUCAGGAAAACCAAAGUGAAGGACACAGAUCCCAGAGCCUCACCUGGAAACAGUUCCACAGAGCCAUCAGCUGAGGACAGUCCAGAGAAACUCAAGGACAAGACCUCCCUCCCAUGGCCCCACUUCUUCUCCUAUUCAUAUUACUUGGCACCCACUUUGAAUGAUGAUCUGAGCGCCAGCAGCAGCAGCUCAGUGGAGAUCAGCGGUCUGCUGAGUGAAGCCAAGAUGUCAGGACGCUCACACACCCUGGUGCUUUCCUCAGACGAGAGUCUGGAUAUGAUAGAUGAUGAGAUCCUAGAUGAGGGACAGUUUUCGAAGCAGUAUCAGUGGCAGAACCGCACCAUUACAGAGUGGACCUCCCAGCAAGUGGCCCACUGGCUCAUGGGCCUCAACUUAGAACACCAUAUCCCAGAAUUCACUGCCAAAAACAUAGAUGGAGAACAGCUGCUACAGCUGGGUAGCACUGAGCUAAAGGCCCUUGGAGUCACUUCUUCGCAGGACCGUGCCCUGAUUAAGAAAAAGAUCAAAGACCUUAAAGUUCUGAUGGAGAAGGCCAAGAGGAACCGUGAGAAGGUGGAGAAACAGCGCGAGAAGAUACGGAAAAGAGAGCUGGAGCAGCAGCAGAAAGAGGCGCGCAAAGAAGGCGCAGCAGAGUGAAGCGAAUCGUUAGAUCACCUCCUGCUUUACUGUAGCACCACAAAAAGUAGCAUCGAGGAACAGAACGUCAGUAGGCCCCGCAAAUGAACCCUGAGGGACGCCUACUCAGUAGUUCAGUAGUUCUCAGUGGUGGAGCUCCACCCCAAACUGUCAGAGAUUGUUGAGUGACUUUUUCACCAAGCAAAUUAAACCAAAAUGAGCAGUUGGAUAAUAGGAUGCUGCCCCUUCAUUUGCCUAGUUUUACACCUAUCCUGUGUUUUAGCCACUUAAUAAUUUACUAAGUUCUAUUUAUUUUGCUGUUUAUAGCUUGUAAAUUGGGUUUAUUUAUUCAUAUUCAGAGUAAGUCUGUGCUAUACUCAUUUCAUCCUCAUCCCAUAUCAUCCUCAGAGCCAUCUGCAGUAUCCAUCACAACACCUUUAGACACAAUGACCAUGUACAUAUACAAUGAUAAAUACAGAUACAAAUAUCUCUGAUGUGCCAUUUUGAUAGAUUUAUGUGUAUACUGUUCAGAUACAUUGAUCAGUGGAAUCUCUAUUGCUUUGAAGCACAUACAGGUCAGGCAGUACUCAUCUCCCACCACUGGGUGUCCCCAUGCUGCUUAUUUUCACUACUGACCAAGACAACACUGGAACUGUCCAAUAGGAACUGAACUGGGAACCAAGUUUCACAGAGAGAAACAAACUCUCUCAGCAUUUGCAAGAACACUGGAAGUGCAAGCACUGUAAAUUUAACCUCUGCACUGGCUCGUCCAGUGCUCCGUGCAGUAUACAUGUAACAUUACUAAAGCAGUUCUCAAAGUAUGAAUAACAAGGACAUGCUGUGCUCAUUGGACUGGUUCUAAUGGAGACUUCAGGUACAAUGUAAUCAUGAAAUUUGUAACUUACCUAACCCGUACCAUAAAAACAAACAAACAAAACAAUAUGAUGAAAAGAAACUUCCUGCUUAUAUGCAUAAUGUUGCUUUGACUCUGCUUGUAACCUGCUUUUGACCUCUUUUUAUAUUGUCUCGAUAACAAAGUAAUACCCCGCCGCUGCCUUUAGAAAUUCUAGAGUAGUAGAAUUUUUCUGAUCUCUACCCGCUUCUGUGAGUGUUGAAACACAUACAGUAGACUAAACUGAGUCAUCCAUUCCUGAUUGUCAUUUUAUUUUUUCAGAAGAAGUCAAGCUCACCAUGCAAAUUACUCUGGAAUAUUCUUAAUAAUAUUUAGGAAUGCUGCCAUAUACGUGGUUCGUCUCUGUGAUCGAGGACAGAUGCAGGAGGUGCAGAAAUUGUCUUAAAGAUUACCUGAUACUACUGAUGUUACACUGGAAAUUGCACCUGAUAGAUGAAAUAUAGUUUUAAUUUUCUUAUGAAACUGGUUCAGUAAGAUUUAAAAAAACAUUUGAUUUACUUGUUAGAUGAAAACUAUACCUUUUAAACUGAUUUUGACUUAUGUACUUUAUGCAGUUUUUGUUUUAGGAUUAUGAAGCUCUAUGAGAGACAUGUUCCCUGUGUUACUUCUUUAUCAUUCCCAGGAAUCAUUGCGUAGGUUUACAAUAAAUAUACAGACACCAGUUUCACCGUGAUAGAAAAGAAGGCAGCUUUAGUAAUACUCCCUCUUGUCUUAAGGGCCCUGCCUGGUGUACUGGUAACAGGUUAAGAACAGGAGGAACAGUUGGGGUUACAGAUCCCGCCAUGCAAUGCAACAGUAAGACUGAUCUGUUAAUGUUAUUAUUUAUUUAUUUCUGUAUUUAACGAAGAAACUGUCUAUUGUUUAUGAUAACUUAUACAAAAUAAGAGUAUUAUUAACACCUAAUAAUGAUUUAUCCAGAAUUGUAUGAUUACUUCCUUUUGCCAAAACAUCAUGAAAACUGUUAAUUAAAAAUGAUUUAAAGAUUUAAAUGGUUGUUAUCAAAUGAAGGAAGGUUUGGACAUGCAAAGCAAAAAGGAAACACAGUAAUACUCCCCCAUUGUGCUUGUGGUUUUCCUCUAAUACAACCAUAGUGCUGCUCCAGUGUUACUCCAAUAAACUGCUCAUGAUGUAUUCUUAUGAAAUAUUUUGUAACACUUGAACCUUUCUGUGAAUACCCCCCACCCCACCCCACCCCACCCCACCCCGUUAAGUCAGUCAGCAGACUGCACUCUUUUGACUCUUUUGUAUGUAUAGUAAAAACACUGAGAGCAAUAUGCUGUAAGAAUCCUAAAAAAGCCUUGUUUUCUAUUGUGUCAGUGUGUGUACACAGUUUGUCGGAGGGCUGAGGUGGCUACAAGGUCAGACCUGAGCCGAAAUGUGAGUCCAGAUCUUUUCUAUGUGCUUGAGUGAGCUUGCCUGGCAUGAUGACAACCAACGUAUGGAUGAGACCCUGGUGCUCUUGCGACGUUUUGGGUCAUAUCUGGAAGGGUUUGUCUUUCAUGUAUGUAGAGAGCAAAAAGAUAAUCACCAACUGCUAGCCGUGCUUUCACUCUUUUAAAAAGCUGUGCUUAUUCUCCUCCUCCUUUAUUUGUCAUUACCUUGCUCUCUUUUUUCGCAUUCUGAAAAGUUUGAAAGGGCAGCUACCUGUCACACUGAAUAAAAUGUGCAGUCACUGUC
Seriola aureovittata is the source of this 7089-nucleotide messenger RNA. It is a transcript of the gene ppp1r9a, whose product is annotated as protein phosphatase 1, regulatory subunit 9A. The record is from RefSeq and is a predicted model, not a curated record. The coding region runs from base 981 to 4520 and encodes 1179 amino acids. NCBI's taxonomy places the organism in Eukaryota, Metazoa, Chordata, Actinopteri, Carangiformes, Carangidae. Gene Ontology annotation, cellular component: dendrite; postsynaptic density; cytoplasm. Gene Ontology annotation, biological process: actin filament organization; calcium-mediated signaling; neuron projection development. Gene Ontology annotation, molecular function: actin filament binding. The transcript has 21 exons.